AUGGACGUUCUGGAGAACGCAACCAUUGGAAUUGAGGUUGAACAUUAUCUCUCGAGACUUCUUACACCUAGGAAAGAACCUAACCUUGAAGCAAUCGGAGGUUUCCCAAUGACCUUGAAGAAGCUGAUGGAAUCGGAUUUUAAGUCAUUUGAAGAGCUCAAGAUAACCCCGAUAUUUGUGUUCCCAGGUCUGAGAACGGUAGAUCAGUUUGAUUAUAUCAAAGAGCCUGAACUACUACAACACGAAAUGAACUUUAGAAAAAUAUGGGACGAAAAAGUUGCAAGAGAGCAUUACAAUGAGAGUUUCAGAGAUUCCAACACACCAUUGGCUUUGAGGCCAAUCAUGGAUGACUUGAUGCAAAUCCUGGAGUCCAAGGGCGUGGACUAUAUCGUCGCUCCGUAUUUUGCAUGGAUUGAGCUUCAGUAUCUGCUGGCAGAGAACUUGAUACACUGCAUAUUUGGAUCAACAGAUGGCCUUCUGAUUGAAGGUAUAGAGAAGUUCAUAUUCAGCAUGGAAUUUGAAAGCAAGCAGUUUAAAUAUUUUGAAAAAUCUAGUGUGCUUCGAAAACUCAAUCUCAAUCCAAAACAAUUCAGAGACAUUUCUAUGUGUGUUGGGAACGGCUUUCAACCUUAUAACAUCAACAUCUUCCCCCAUAUCCCAUCGUCUCCAACGUUCCCGUCUCUCCACGAAUUCAUCCUUAAUGGGGGCUCGAUCUACAACUCUCUUCUUGCGUUGCCGAAUGGGGGCAGAUACAUGGAAAUAUAUCAGAAGGGAUGUGCUUCUCUUGACUACACCCCGGUGCUCAAAGUGAAUGGAAGAACCGAAUUGUUACAAAUGGAUAGUGACACAUCUUUCUUGUCGUCUGUGGCAGCUAGCCCUCAGACUCUCAAUUCUUCCAACACGUCUGCGGAAACGACACCAUCAGAACCUUCGAGACGGAUUCCGGACGACUUACAUGAGGUGAUUGGGCAGAGAUUACCGGAUGAGCUGUUUUUCUACCAAUCGAUAGGCCUUACGGCGUUCGAACUCUGUGAAACAUUGAUUCAUGGAACACAAGUUGAAAGACUACCCUUAGAUAUGUCAGUGACACCGUUGUACCAAAAACUUGUCUGUGAUGAAGAGUCUCUAGAGAUACGAGGUAAAACUCUAAACCUGUUUGCCAAUUCACUCAACAGAUACCACCAGUUCAAAAAACUGCGCCUGGAGACCGUUUUCAAUGGUCGCCAGGAGUAUGAACUCGUUCAAAGGAUGACUCCUCCCCUUUAUCUCAAGGUGAAACCUCUGCUUGUUAGACACACCACUGCCAGAUCAUUCCAGUUAGCAGCUUUUCUCUCAGGAAUGAGCGACGAGUUUUUGGAAGACAUGGUGGUUGCGAAAGCCGACGAAGAGGGCGCCAGAGUUUCUACUAGCUAUGAAAUAAUCUCCACGGGCCUGAUUAGAACGCUUUACAUCUAUGGAUUCUUGUCGGAGAAUGAUUUCAAACUGACUGAGUGGGGAAAACUCUUACCUCAUCUUUCCAAGUCGGUCAACGUGGAGAUGCUACUUCUGGUGCUCAUUUUCUUCAAGCGCUUUUCUGAGUUAAAGGCAGAUGAUAUUCUACAGCCCAACGAUCUGAAAACAGACAACAUGCAGUACAAAAACGCCGCGAUUUUCAUUUCCAAAAUACUCUCUCUCCAACCAAUGUCGAAGCUUAGUCCUGUCAAUUAUGUUUAUAAAGUCCAUAGGCCUUUGCUUCAGUUCAGAUCGGUGAUGGACAAACUGAAAUCAUACACCAAAGAUCUCGUGACUUCAAACAUCAUAGCUUUGGAGUUGUUAAAUCACGAUGACCUGGACAAAUUCCAACGAGACAAUAGAUCUUGGAGAAAACUCACGACGGAGAUUCCCUUCAGAAGAUCACUUCCGAACGUUCUUUUGGGAAUUGUAGCACAGGAAUUUUUAGAAACAUACCUUGCUAAUCUGGACACGGAGAAAGCGUCUGCUUCCGUGGAUCAAUCAUUAUUGAAAUCCGUCAAUGAGAAACCAUCGGCAGAGUUUUUGAACGGCUUGAAGUUUGUGAAGCAAGUUACUGUUCUAAUUCGCGCUUUACUACAAAACAAACUCAUAAAAGUGGACGAGGCAUUCAUUACCAUGAUCGAGACGAGCGAAGAACUUAUUACAAAAAUCGAAUCCAGCUAG
Molecule: messenger RNA, 2175 nt
Organism: Ogataea haglerorum
Lineage: Eukaryota; Fungi; Ascomycota; Pichiomycetes; Pichiales; Pichiaceae
Exons: 1
Coding region: 1-2175 (724 amino acids)
Biological process (GO): mismatch repair; DNA recombination; DNA double-strand break processing
Cellular component (GO): nucleus
Molecular function (GO): 5'-flap endonuclease activity; 5'-3' DNA exonuclease activity
Source: RefSeq, a predicted model, not a curated record